Nematolebias whitei (Rio pearlfish) is the source of this 1692-nucleotide messenger RNA. Its product is annotated as potassium voltage-gated channel subfamily A member 10. Gene Ontology annotation, cellular component: membrane; voltage-gated potassium channel complex. The record is from RefSeq and is a predicted model, not a curated record. Bases 1 to 1692 code for a protein of 563 amino acids. Gene Ontology annotation, molecular function: delayed rectifier potassium channel activity; protein binding. The transcript has a single exon. Gene Ontology annotation, biological process: protein homooligomerization; potassium ion transmembrane transport. Lineage: Eukaryota; Metazoa; Chordata; Actinopteri; Cyprinodontiformes; Rivulidae.
AUGGAGGUGCCACUUGUUAAUUUUGAAAACAUGGAUGAUGUUGGCAUCAACCUGGGUGACCCAAGCGAUUCUGGGUACCCUACCUCACCAACUUCAGAGGCACCUGAUCAGAACCUGUUAGCCCACCGGCUGGCUUCUCCUCACCAGUCACCGCGCAGAGGACGGCGCAGGCGCCACUCUGGUCAGGAUGGGCUGUCACCGUCCACUCCUCCAACACUAACCUCUAAAGCAAACUCCAGCAGUGCCAGCCUGAUCUCAAAUCUGAAGCUCCUGAUCAACAGUGAGUCUCCAACGGACAGUGUCUUCAGUAAGAUACAGAAGGAUUAUUACGAAAAUGAAGAUCUGUUUGAAAAGCACUGUCUGGAAGACAAAGAUGAGAAAGUUGUUAUCAAUAUUUCAGGACUGAUGUUUGAAACCCAACUCAGCACCCUGAGUAAAUUUCCAGAGACACUUCUGGGCAACCCUAUGAAGAGGAUAAAUUACUUUGACCCAAUGAGAAAUGAGUACUUCUUUGACAGAAAUCGGCCAUCUUUUGAUGGUAUUCUCUACUACUAUCAGUCAGGGGGAAAACUCCGCAGACCAGCCAAUGUUCCCUUAGAUGUUUAUGCUAAUGAAAUUGUUUUCUAUGAGCUGGGUCAUGAGGCAAUGGAGCAGUUCCGUGAAGAUGAAGGGUUUAUCAAAGAACCUGAGGUCCUUUUGCCCACCAAUGAACUGCAGAGACAGUUCUGGCUCCUGUUUGAAUACCCAGAGAGCUCCAGUGCAGCCAAAUCUGUAGCUCUGGUCUCUGUGCUCGUCAUCGUCAUUUCUAUCUUCAUCUUUUGCCUGGAAACACUUCCAGAGUUCAGGGAGGACAGUGACUUUCCUCCAGGUUUCACCAAAAUGAUCAAUGGCACCCAAGACAGUUCUGUCUCUCGUCCUGCUCCUAAAACCAUCAUGACAUACCUCACAGACCCAUUUUUCAUUGUGGAGACUAUUUGCAUCAUUUGGUUCUGCUUUGAGGUCUGUGUUCGUUUUGUGGUGUGCCCCAGCAAAAGUGAUUUCUUCAAUAACAUCAUGAACGUCAUUGACAUAGUGUCUAUAAUUCCCUACUUUGUAACCCUGGGGACUGAGCUGGCCACGACACCAGAUGAAGAUAUGAACUCAGGUCAAAACAUGUCCUUAGCAAUACUCAGAAUCAUCCGACUGGUGAGAGUUUUCAGAAUUUUUAAGCUCUCCCGACACUCGAAGGGUCUUCAAAUUUUGGGUCAGACCUUAAAAGCCAGCAUGAGGGAACUGGGGCUGCUAAUCUUCUUCCUUUUCAUAGGAGUCAUCCUUUUCUCAAGUGCCAUCUACUUUGCAGAAGUGGAUGAGCCCCAGACACAGUUCGUUAGCAUUCCUGAUGGCUUCUGGUGGGCUGUGGUGACGAUGACCACCGUGGGUUACGGAGACAUGUGCCCCAUCACCAUGGGAGGCAAAAUGGUCGGCACUCUUUGUGCCAUUGCUGGUGUCUUGACCAUUGCCUUGCCUGUCCCUGUCAUCGUUUCCAACUUUAACUAUUUUUACCAUCGCGAGACUGAGCAGGAGGAGAAACAGGUGAUGGAAGCAGCAGCGGAAGCUGCUCAGAAAAUGUCAGCUGCUAACAAGUGUGGAAGCACCCUUUCAUUGAACAAAGGUAAUGGAACUUGGCAGAACGAGAAAAACAACAUGUACUGA